This is a messenger RNA of Electrophorus electricus (electric eel), 969 nucleotides long. RefSeq names its product trace amine-associated receptor 13c-like. Lineage: Eukaryota; Metazoa; Chordata; Actinopteri; Gymnotiformes; Gymnotidae. Gene Ontology annotation, cellular component: membrane. Gene Ontology annotation, molecular function: trace-amine receptor activity. Gene Ontology annotation, biological process: G protein-coupled receptor signaling pathway. The record is from RefSeq and is a predicted model, not a curated record.
CUGAUGAAUCUUAACCAAAGCGAUUACUGCCUUGGGUUUUCCUGUCCUGAGAGAUCUGUAUCUACUGCACUGUAUGUGUUCUCAUAUGUGUCUACAGCAGCUGUUGUUUUUCUAACAGUGUGUGGAAACCUUCUCAUCAUCAUCUCUGUAUGUCACUUCAAGCAGCUCCACACACCAACUAACAUGCUCAUCCUCUCUCUGGCUGUGUCAGACUGUCUGGUUGGAGUCUAUGUGAUCCCUACAGCAUUAAUUUGGAUGAUUGAAUCAUGUUGGAUUUUUACUGCAUUUUCCCGUGCAUGUUUUACAUUCAUGUCCUGUUUCCUCACAACCAUGUCAAUAUAUAUUGUUGCUCUCAUUGCUGUUGAUCGGUAUUUUGCUCUCUCUAAGCCUUUUCUGUACAACAAAACAGUCUCUCUACGCACAACACACAUUGUAGUCUUAUCUAACUGGUUUGUUUGGCUGUUUUAUAAUUUUGCAAUUUUGUACUUCAAUGGAGGUUUUGUAAGUCAUGUUUGUCUUGAAGACUACAUUUUCUUUUUGGACCAAGUGUGGUCUCUGCUUGAUCUUUUCUUGACUUUUGUUUUUCCACUUUCUGUAAUAAUCAUAUUCUAUGUUCAAGUGUUUUUUAUUGCCAAGAAACAUGCCACUGCUAUUAGAGAACUUAAUAGUCACACCAGGACCUCAAAGAACAUGUCAGACUCAAUGAAAUCUGAGAGAAAAGCAGCCAAAGUUCUUGGCAUUUUAGUGUCUGUGUUUGUGGCCUGUUUGCUUCCAUACUUUGUUUAUACUGUUUUGGGCAAUAUUGAAAAAGAUUCAUUUCUGAAAGUGUUGAUGUUGGUUUAUAUUAAUUCUGCCAUUAAUCCAGUGAUUUAUGCUUUGUUUUAUCCAUGGUUUAGGAGAGCUGUUAAAUUAAUUUUCACUCUUCAGAUUUUCAACACUGAUUCUGCAUUAAUAAAUGUUCUUUCAUGA